Molecule: messenger RNA, 4530 nt
Organism: Myiozetetes cayanensis
Lineage: Eukaryota; Metazoa; Chordata; Aves; Passeriformes; Tyrannidae
Gene: CREG2
Product: cellular repressor of E1A stimulated genes 2
Exons: 4
Coding region: 1-1062 (353 amino acids)
Source: RefSeq, a predicted model, not a curated record
AUGCUCCGCGGGCGGGUGUCCCACGGGGGUCCCGGGCAGGUGCGGGCAGCGGAUCCCGCACCACACGGGGCUGGAGAGGGGACAGGACGGCGAGGUACGACGAACCACCCGACCGGCCGGGGGCUGCCGCGAACAUCGGGCAGCGGGGAGGGGGCGGUGCGGGACGGGUGGCGGCCGCGGGAGGGCGCGGCGGGCGCGGCGCGGCGGGAGCUGCCGCAGAAGAUGUCGGCGGGGCGGCGGUGGCCGCGGUGGCCGUGGUGGCUGCUGCCGGCGCUGCUGUGGGGCGGCGCGGCGGGGUACGUGGUGGUCAGCUCGGUGUCGUGGCCGCUGCCCGAGGCGGGGGCGGCGGCGGACGAGCUGCACAGCUCCUCCACCGAGGAGGCGCUGCCCGCGCUGCUGGAGGAGGCGGGCGGCCUCUGGAAGCAGAGCUACCCGGCCUCGGCGUACCGGGAGGAUGCGGCGCUGGGCUCCGGGCCGGCGGCGAGGCGGCCGGGGCCGGGGGCCGCCCCCUCCAGGAUGUUCUCCUACCGGCGGGAGGCCGGCGGGGCGGCGGGACGUGCCGGCACCGCCCGCCUCCUCGCCCGCCACAACAGCUGGGGCUUCGUGGCGACGCGGGCCGCCCGAGGAAAGAUCCAAGGUAUGCCCUAUGGGAACUGUUUACUUCUCAGCGAUGGUCCGGUCAAUAACAGCACUGGAAUCCCCUUCUUUUACGUGACACGGAAGGAUAACACUGUGACAGAUCUCCUGAAGAAUCCCAUGGCUUCUCUGACUCUACCAGAAACAGAUGGAAAUUUCUGCAGAAAAAAUGUAAUUGAUCCAGAGGAUCCGAGGUGCGCCAGGCUGACUCUCAUGGGACAGAUGGUUAUGGUGCCUCCGGAGGAAGUGGAAUUUGCCAAGCAAGCAGUGUUUUCCAGGCACCCAGUGGUAAGAAAGUGGCCUCGUAGCUAUGAGUGGUUCUUCAUGAAAAUGAACAUUGAGCACAUCUGGCUUCAAAGCUGGUAUGGAGAAGGUUCUGCCAUUCCAGUAGAAGAGUAUUUCAAAGCGGUUCCAAGUAAAGGGUGAUUGAAUGUGCUUUGAGAUAGAAAUCUCCUAAGUUUCCUUUCCAGACACUUUUAAAAUUUCAUGCUGGAUGAUUACUUUACAGUGAUAUUUCUUUUCUUUUCUCAAAAGGCUUCAAAAUAGCCCUGUCUGACAUAGAGCAGAGUGAAAAUAAAUCAACACAGACUUUCAAAUUAUAAAGGAGUGGUGGAUACUAGCCCUACCCUGCAAUGUACAAACUUGUCAUUUCAAGCAGGCAAUGCGUCAUCUUAAAUGCUGUUUAAAAAUGCUUUGUAUCUGUUUGUUUUGACUUCUAUUGCUGUGCACCCACAGGGAAACUACAGUAUGUGCUAAAUAUAAUAUUCUGAUUUGCAGAAAAAGCAAAUUGCCUACUCAGAACCCUCUAUGCAUUGUGGAGAUAUUACUGCUGCUUGGUCUCCUUUGAUUUGUAAGUACUCUAAGAGAAAUUUAAUAGCUGCAAAUUUAGGUAUUUAAGUUUUUAAAAAAUGUUAUGCUAUAGCUAUCCUCUUUGGUUAACUUGUAUUUUCUACAUGCGCUUUUCCCUAAUUAGAUAAUUUGAUAUUUCUCUUGGAAAUUGAGUAGAACUUCUCCAUUUUAGUAGAAAAAAUGCAAGCAGUUCAAAGAACAGAGCUCCAACAUAACUUGUCUCUCACUGACACAAAGCUGGUUAAACACAUUAAGGGCCAAAUCAAAUUGGCCCCACAAGGAUUAUCUCAAUACAAGUAUAAACAUUGUCAUAAGAAGAAUUUAAGUAAAUGUUCCCAGCUAGCCUGUUCCUGUUGAGACAGGAAAAGUAUUUUUAAUAGCCUGUAGUCCCAAUUUUUUUUGCCUCCCUUCUCCAGCUACUGCUUUAUUUUUAACUCGUUUGUGCAACUGAUUUUCUGUAAACCCUCACUAACUCACUGAGGGGUGGAGCAGUCCCUUAACUCUGUUUCCUCACCAAGAUUUAAAGGGCUUGUUCAUGCAUUUAUUUUUUUAAAAAAUUUAUUUUUUUAAAAAGAUGUUAGGUAUUUCAGGCCACAAAAAACUCAUUUUCCUAGUGUGGAAAGUGCAAACUUUGUUGCAAACACAUUAUUAAUAGGCAUCUCAUGUGAUAAUACCGAAAGAGUUAAAAGGUAUUUUAAUCACCUUCAGCCCUUUCUCUAGAUGUCCUCCUGGAAAAUUUAUUCUGCAGUUCCUAAGGGUAUCAUAGAAAGUUCCCAUGGCUAACCAGCCAAGUCACUACACAGUUUGAAAAUUAUACAACCGUUCUCUCUGUUACAUAUGAGAAAGAAAUACAUUGAGAUGGGGUAUCUGUGCAUGUGGGGAAGGUCCAUCGGCAUCCCUGGGAGUGCAGCUGAGCUCUGGACAUCAGCCCACACCACGUCUGGGCUGGGGAGGAACCUGGGUGCCUGGGCGAGUGGCCCAAGCUUGUUCAGGUUAAUCCCUGGGCAGAGCUCAGAGGCAGCUGUGUGAGCCACGAUCAGCUGGAAGCCAAUUAAGUGUAGCUGAGUUUAUUUUGGUUCAGGCAUAGAGAGAGGGAGUCAUUCCCAGAGCAGUGCUGGGCACCAUGCUCGGUUAACUACCAGGGGCCACUUAGCCCUUGGGUAAGUUCAGGGCUUCGUACAUCACUAUCAUUCCUGAUAUUCUGUAAGAAUCAAAUGCAAAGGAGAGGGGGAAAUGUUGUUUAGAUACUCACUAAGCCUUUUCCUUGUCUUACUGCCAGAGACUGUUGGCAGUGCAGAUCUUUCGCAGAGGUAAUUACACAGAAGGAGGAAGCAUCCUGCCUCAAUCUAUUUCCUUCUUUUUUUUUCUUGGCAGAUGAGUAGCAUUUUCCCAUUUGAGUUUGCCCCUGAAUCUUGCAGUGUAUAGUACUGAAGCAAAAUGGCCCAUCCUAUACAGAUGUAUAGAAUACCAUCAAGUGAAAUCCUCCUUGAUUCAUAUAAUUUUGCCAUGGAGAUCUUUGUCCACUAGGGAUUUGAUAACUUUGCCCAUUAGGAUUAAUAGGACUUUUAAAUCUGAGUUCAACAGGAAGAACACUAAACCCUGUAAGGGAAUUUCUGCAGGUGUAACAUUUCUGUAAAACUAUAAUUACAUGUUUUAUUCUCCCAGUUCACUACUGUUUCCAGAGCCUGAAAUGCCCAUUCUGACCCCCACCCCUAAACACACACACACAAAUCCAGAGUAAAAAGGUUAUGUUUAAAAAAGUUGAAGAGAGGAAGAAUUUUAUAAAUGCUGCUGUUACUAUACUCACAGUUUCACUUACGUCCCCUGGCAACAGCGACAUAGUCUUGUAUCGUAUUCAUUAACGUAUUAACUUGCUUUGAAGCAGGAAGGGAUUGUGUCAAUGUCCAAUAGAGCUUUAAUGGUUUAAGAAGUUAGUGUGUACUGAAAAAGUUUGAAUUUACAACAGCCUGCUUGCUAUAGGCUGUCUCCCUGGACACAUAGAUUAAUUGGAGUAACUUCUGUAUUGUAAAGUGACACAUUCAUCAAGAAGUGUUUCUAUACCUGCCAUGAGGCUCUUGAGAGAAGCCCAAAACAUGAAAUGCUGAUGGCAUAUAAAGUGACAAAAGGAGCUCCAUGAAGAAAUUCUGUCUUAAAUCACCUGUUCUCAUUUCAUGCUUCCUUCACCCGAGGAAUAACUACCAUAGAAGUCCUACCAUGAAAGUCUGUAGAAAUUUAUCAAAAAUAUGACCUGCAGAUUUUUAAUGGAAUUUUCCAGACCAAAACAAGGGGAGGUGAUAGAAGUUUGCUUAAUUGGGAUUUACAGUAUUAUUUAUAUGCCAGUUCCAGUUUUUCUUUUAACUGACAAAUGUCUCAAGUGAUAUUGGUCAUCACAUGGUAAGUGUUACUUGUGAAAGCUUUUAACCCAAAGAACGUUACUUGAAAUAUAAUAACAAAAUCAUAGUUCCUUAAGACUGUGGAGUCUGAUCUUGCUUCAGAUCAAGUGAAAAAUAAAAACAGCAUUUAUUAGUUGUGCUUUGAUUAUUAGAUCAAACAAGCAUUUUAUAAAAGGUCUUGAUAAGCUCUUAUGAAUUCAUUAAGCAUUUCAAUUAGCUGAUGUGUAAUUUCCAUGUGUUCUCUAUUUUAGUUAUUUCUGUAGCUUCCCCAAAAAAUCUUGUUGUGCAACAUGUUUAAAACUCUAACUGUGGUUUUGCAAUAUUUAAGUAUUGUAUUUAGUCAUUUCUGUAUACUUGCUGAAAAGAGGAAAACAAAGUUGAAAAGUUGAAUUCUCACUUUUUGCUAAUUUGUGCAAAAGUAAUGCAUGUACAGCAUUUAAGUACAGCUAGUUUGAACUGCUGUUCUUAUUUAACCAAAGAAUGCUCUGUUUCUGAUGGAAUUUUCAUAACUUCAGUGGAUGAAAUGCAACUUGUCUCAUUUCUGGAUGUGUAUGGUCAUUUGCAAUGUAUUUUGAUUUCUAAAAAUAUUGAAAGUUGUUAACAAAAUGCCCAUGGAGAAAAAAUACAAAUAAACCAAACUUAAAAGUGGAAA